Humulus lupulus (European hop) is the source of this 2357-nucleotide messenger RNA. RefSeq lists its product as uncharacterized. The transcript is spliced from 3 exons. NCBI's taxonomy places the organism in Eukaryota, Viridiplantae, Streptophyta, Magnoliopsida, Rosales, Cannabaceae. The coding region runs from base 1155 to 2330 and encodes 391 amino acids. The record is from RefSeq and is a predicted model, not a curated record.
UACUAUGUCAGAUGAUGAGAUUAGAUAAUAGCAAAAUCUACUUAUAUAUAUCAGCACAUUGGGAUUUCUACGCCCAAAAAUAAACUUACUAUAUCUCAGCAACUUCUCUACGCAAUCUCACCAAAGACCCAUUUUCAAGACGGAUUCAAUUUCUUUUCGUUUUUGGAUCAGGGUGAGCCUGUGGCUUGACAAGUAUAGCUGCUAGUUUUUCAUUCAACCAGUGUAUUUUUCAAGUUUUAUAGUGCUAUCCGCUGUUUCAUACGUUAUUUUGGAGCCUUUGUAUGAGUGUUUGCCUUGUGAUUUGCUUUAUAGAGUUGAGUAAAGAUUCAGUCAUUUUCGAAAUUGGUAACAGAAUUAGAGAUUCCGAAGCUCAGUAGGGAAUAUACUUAGAGGUCUUCCUCUUGGUAAGUAUAAAUGCAGUUGAAUGAUUAUUUGCCCGAAAAAUCUGAAUGUGUUUUUGACCAAGUAUACUCUGUUAUUGUUCGUUCUUAUGUUUAUUUGGUAUCAAUAUGUGAUCACAUAACUAUGAUUGCUGUCUUGCACUAGCAUUAAGCUCUGUUUUUGGUAGGUUAUUUAUUUUGUUUGAAAUGUUCCACAUGAUCCUUUAAGGUGAAGUAUAUCAACUAUUUUGUUUGCUAAACUAAUACUGAUUAUUAUAUUUGGUUAAUACCUUGUGGGCUCUUAUCUUUCUGUUUAAGACUCAAAAAGAAUUGAUUCAGUACCAAUAAAUUUUUCUUUCUGGAUUGUUUUCAUUCAGUAUGUUUUUUAGAAGCUUCGUUUUGUGAUCAAUUCUUUUCCCAUGCAUUAUUAGUUUGUAACUGUUUUGGUGAUCAUAACUUUUUACAUGCUUCGACUUCAUUAAGAGAAACUUUACUCACUUGAUAAGUUUCUCUUGAAACUUCGAUAUAAGGGGGACUGUAUUUUUAGUCCUAUUAAGCAUAGUGAUAGUCAUUUGAUCUAAAGCUAAAUUUAAGGGGCAGAUCAAGGCCUUCAGUCAUCGAAAGGUAAUUUUUGAAGAAACAAAUAUGGGUUAAGUUGUGAGAUUUUCCUUGGAUUUAUAUGACCAACUAGCUCAUGUAUAAGGGGUGACAGGCUUGCAUCAACUCGGUGAUUGGUUGGGAAAGGAUAGCUUCACCAUUCUGUAUUUUUUCAAGAUGGCUGGUGUCAAACGAAGAUUAUAUACUGAUUCAGAUAUCCGUGGUCUUCACAAAGAACUGGAUGAAAUUUCUUGCCCUAUCUGCAUGGAUCAUCCCCAUAAUGCUGUUCUCCUCCGUUGCAGCUCUCAUGACAAGGGUUGCAGAUCCUACAUUUGUGAUACAAGCCACAGGCAUUCAAAUUGCCUGGACCGGUUUAAAAAAUUAAAAGCCAAUACCACAAACAGUCCAACCGAACCCAGUUCUUUGUCUUUAAACUCGUACAGUUCUUUCAAUACUUAUGGUACGAACACACCUUUGAGACCAAAUCUGAAUGAGGGUAAUGAUAUUCUCAAUCUAAAUGAAAGCAAUGCUGUUAUAUCUGUUGAUUUGCAUGAAGAACAACCACAAGAAAAUAACAACACUCAAGGUCCAAAUAGUAUUUUAGAUACACAGGAAGGCAUUGUGGAAGCAGUCGAAUCUGAGUCUUUUAGAGAAAGGGUUGAACUUGAUGAGUUAGAUGUGGAGAAUUCUUCGGAGCCCAAUUUGAGCUUGAAAUGUCCUUUGUGCAGAGGAGAUGUGCUUGGCUGGGAUGUCGUAGAAGAAGCAAGAAAGUACCUCAACUCGAAGAGACGAAGUUGCUCCCGUGAAACAUGCUCCUUUUCAGGUAACUACCAAGAGCUCCGCCGCCAUGCCCGGCGCAUUCAUCCAGCCACACGACCUUCAGAUAUUGACCCAUCUCGAGAACGAGCCUGGAGGCGCCUUGAGCAUCAGAGAGAACUCGGUGACGUGGUCAGUGCUAUUCGCUCGGCAAUGCCAGGUGCUGUUGUCGUAGGGGACUAUGUCAUUGAAAAUGGAGAUCGGCUAGCCGGCGAGAGGGCUACUGGAACAAGUGAAGCUAACGGGCCAUGGUGGACUACUCUGUUUCUGUUUCAAAUGAUUGGUUCAAUGGACAAUGGUGGGGAGUCCAGACCAAGGCCUAGAGCAUGGACUAGGCAUCACCGUCGUUCAGGUGGGGCUGUAACUGAUCGCCGGUUGAUUUGGGGUGAGAAUCUUUUGGGUCUUCAGGAUGAUGAAGAGGAGGAUGAGGAGGAGGAGGACCUGCAUGUUUCGAGCGACGCUGGUGAUGAUACCUCUCCAGUUCCCAGGAGACGUAGGCGUUUGACAAGGUCGAGAUCAGAUGAAGAUCAACCAUGAUAGUGAAGCCAUUUUUCCCUAUCGCUG